CCGCUUUGUUCUGUUGUUAGCUUCACAGCUGCUUCUGGCGCUGCUGCAUCGACCUUCGCUAGUAAAGGAUGGCAGGAAAAGCGUGGAGGUCAACGAUCUUUAACCUACUAAGACAGUGGGGUUUGUCCAUCAAUGGCAAGGAUAAAAUCGAGGCUCAGGAAGUGUCGCGGGUGGUUGGAGCUUUGAGGACAGAAACUCCACAACCCAGGACGUAUGUGCGUGGGAUUCACACUGUCACUUUAAUCCCCGGUGAUGGAAUUGGUCCAGAGAUAUCCUCUGCUGUCAUGAAGAUAUUUGAAGCAGCUAAAGCACCUAUUCAGUGGGAAGAGAGAAAUGUUACAGCCAUUAAAGGACCUGGUGGUAAAUGGAUGAUCCCUCCUGAUGCCAAAGAAUCCAUGGACAGAAACAAAAUUGGCCUAAAAGGUCCUUUGAAGACACCAAUAGCGGCAGGCCAUCCCUCUAUGAACUUGCUGCUCAGGAAAACCUUUGACCUUUAUGCCAAUGUCCGCCCCUGUGUGUCCAUCGAGGGCUACAAGACCCCCUACACUGAUGUGAACCUGGUCACCAUCAGAGAGAACACUGAGGGGGAAUACAGUGGGAUUGAACAUGUGAUUGUUGAUGGAGUUGUACAGAGCAUUAAGCUCAUUACAGAGCAGGCCAGCCAACGCAUCGCAGAGUAUGCUUUUGAAUAUGCCAGAAAUAAUCAGAGGGCCAGUGUUACUGCUGUUCAUAAGGCCAAUAUUAUGCGCAUGUCAGAUGGGCUGUUUCUGCGGAAAUGCAGAGAGGCUGCUGAAAAGCACAAAGAUGUGAAAUUCACAGAGAUGUACUUGGAUACUGUGUGUCUUAAUAUGGUACAGGAUCCCACACAGUUUGAUGUAUUAGUAAUGCCAAAUUUGUAUGGAGACAUCUUGAGUGAUCUUUGUGCUGGACUGAUUGGAGGUCUUGGAGUGACUCCUAGCGGGAACAUUGGGGCCAAUGGUGUUGCCAUAUUUGAGUCGGUUCAUGGAACGGCCCCAGACAUAGCAGGAAAAGACAUGGCCAACCCCACCGCCCUGCUGCUCAGUGCAGUCAUGAUGCUGCGGCACAUGGGCCUGCAUGGCCACGCCAACAAGAUAGAAGCUGCCUGCUUUGACAUCAUUCGAGACAAAAAGGUUCUAACAAAAGACCUGGGAGGGAACUCAAAGUGCUCAGAAUUCACAGAAGCAAUAUGUCAACGAGUGCUGGAUCUGGACUAAAAGGAUCCUUAAAAUACCAACGGUUGAUUAUUAGGGUCGCUUUAUGUCACCAUGUUACGGUGUAUGUGCACAUUUAAACCAUAUUAUGUAUUUUUAAAACACUCAGGAGUUAAAGAUCCUGAUUGUGUUAUUGUUAACUUUGCAAGCUCUAAAAUAAUGUCUUAAGAACAACAGUUACUGUAAUUGUGUGUAUAUGUGGAUAUUGUUUAUUUAAUGGCUUAAUUUGGCCACUUGUCAAAUGUAAUUGACACUUUUAUUUGACAUAAAAGAUGCAAUUUGUAACGUCCAUGGUCGCUUAAGUAACACUGAAGAUGUUUGUCAAACAAUCAACUAUGUGUCUUACAUUCCUAAUGUGAAAAAAAUGGAUUAAAGCUUUUAUUAAUUUACAUAUAAUCAGGCUUCUGUUACGUGAAACAGAUGUUUUGCACUAAGUUUUUAUUUUCUGUCAUACUGCUGCAAAUAUCAUGAAUGUUUAAAGAAACAUAAAUAUCACUAUGACAACUGAACUGCCAGACCUUUUAUUUAUUGUUAUGCAAUUACUUGACUAUCUCAGCUGCUAUGAUGAUGACUCUAUCAAUAAGAUUCCUGUUGGAAGAAUAUGAAGAAGAAAAAUAUAUACUUUAUUAAUAUAUUAUAAAGAUAUUCAGUUUUCACUCUGUUGUUAUACAGUUACAGUUGAAAUACACACAUGCACACACAGGACCAUAUGGGGACUCAAACCAGUCUUUAUGGACCAAAUAUCUAAUAUUCAAAACCAAAUGGUAUUUACACAAAAUACAAGAUCCUGUCAUGAAAGUAACUGUUAUGAUUUAAAGGCAUCAAAAGAUGUAAUUGCAGACCAGAGUCGAACAUAAGUCAAAAAUAAAUAUUUCUGCCUAUGAGAAAA
Molecule: messenger RNA, 2121 nt
Organism: Notothenia coriiceps (black rockcod)
Lineage: Eukaryota; Metazoa; Chordata; Actinopteri; Perciformes; Nototheniidae
Gene: idh3a
Product: isocitrate dehydrogenase (NAD(+)) 3 catalytic subunit alpha
Exons: 12
Coding region: 69-1235 (388 amino acids)
Biological process (GO): tricarboxylic acid cycle; isocitrate metabolic process
Cellular component (GO): mitochondrion
Molecular function (GO): magnesium ion binding; isocitrate dehydrogenase (NAD+) activity; NAD binding
Source: RefSeq, a predicted model, not a curated record